This is a messenger RNA of Penaeus monodon (black tiger shrimp), 3082 nucleotides long. It is a transcript of the gene Sap47, whose product is annotated as synapse-associated protein 1-like. Lineage: Eukaryota; Metazoa; Arthropoda; Malacostraca; Decapoda; Penaeidae. The record is from RefSeq and is a predicted model, not a curated record. Gene Ontology annotation, cellular component: cytoplasm; synapse.
CGCCACGGAGGGAGCCGACAGCAACCCCCCCAGCGAGGCCGAAGAGGAACCCGAGGCUAAGGCUGGAUUUGCUUCCGCUGUGGACACUGCCUUCACCGAUGUAUCCAAGGCCAUCGAAGCUGCUGCAGACUUUGGUCGGAGUUUAGAGUCCCGGAUGGCGACCGGAUGGCAACAGAUGGCGGAAGGAGGCCUGAGCUUCAACCUGUCGGCGGUGCAGGGGAAGGCCUCCGCGGGCGCCAAGACGGUGGGUUCGUUCUUCUCGUCCGCGUUCAGCAAGGCCGGCGCCAGCGUCAAGGAAGCCAGCAGCAAGAUCAAGGAGAGCGUCGAGAAAAACACGUUGCUGAGUGAGUUCAACAAGGAGCAGGAGGCGUUCAUCAAGGCCAAGGGCGGCAAGGGCGGCGAGGCGCUGCCCCCAUGGGUGGGCUACCCUGACGAGGAGGGCCUCAAGGAGGAGAUCCUCGCUCUGUACCGUCGUAACUUUGUGCGCAGCCCUCCUACUGGUGUGAGCUUUGAGUUUGAGCUGGAGGCCUUCCUGCCUGUUGCCCAGGCUACUCUUGCCGCUGACCCCAACCUGGAGAAGAUGCGCUUUGAGUUGGUGCCCAAGACCAUCAACGAAGAGACCUUCUGGAGGAACUACUUCUACCGUGUGGGUCUCAUCAGGCAGAGUACAGAGCUCUCUUCGCUGGAGAGGGAAGGAGUUGAUGCAGCCAACAAGACCACAGCCGAUGGAGAGAGGGGUUCAAAGGGUAAGGAUGAUGACGUAGACCACCCUGAUAGUCCCAGUCACGGAGGAGAGAGCGAGUUUGUCUCAGACUCCUUCCAGCCAUCUUCGAAGGAUCUGGAGGAGGUCAAGCGAGGGAUUUCCAACCUUACCAAACCCUCCGAUCGACCAAUCUACCGGUCCACACGUUAUAGCUUUUCUGAUGAUCUUGAUGAUGAAGAGGAGGACUGGGAGAAGGAACUCCGGGAUGAACUAGGGGCGGAGCUGGGCGAGUACGAAGUGGUUGGCGGUGGAGGAAAGGACAACGAAAAAUGGGAAGAGGAGAUUCAGAACAUGAUUGACGACGAGGACUCCAGUGACCUGCGAUAAUCUCCAACCGAAAUCUCCUAAUGAUUUGUUUUUUAUAUUCUGUGACCUAGACUUUGUAAGGAUGUGUUGAUACUUGGAAGAGAAGACUAAGUCAGCAGGAACGUUUGUGAUCCAUUUAGUACACUGCAGGAUGACAUGAUUUUUUACCAUGAGAACCGGAGACUUAGCUUUAGUUACCAUCAGUCAGUUGUAUCUUUCAUGAGAAAACACUAUUGCGCUCCACCAUUUACAAAUGUAUAGAAUAUUUAAUAUUUAAGAAAAAAAAAAUGUUUAUGAAAAUACUUACUUCAGUGCUGUUAUCUUGAGCUGUAUCAUGUCUCAUAAGAAAAGGAAUUGCCUUGUGAUUAUAAAAGGGACAGCAACCUUUCCAGAAUGUAUUUUAUUCUUGCCAGUGUAUAAGAAAAUUUUAGUUGCCAGUUUUUAACUUUUUAUCUCCUGAUCCUUCACUGAACCAUAAGACAGAUACAGCAUUUUCUACCGCCAUCUAUGCCUACACCUCUCCCUCUCAUGACACAAUCUGGUAUUACCACAAAACAUCCAUUUAAGAUCACCCCUUACCCUGGAAAAAGGUAUAUUUUCACAACAGAGAGUGUCAGCAAUGCUAUCAGAGAGUGGGACCCUCUCCAUAAGACUUGUGUUCCCCAAGAAGUAGAGUCAGUAAAUGGGGCUUUGACAGCAGCUAAGGAUCCCGAUACCUCCUCUGUCUCGCUGGUUUAAUGCAGAGCCAGACGGCCAGCACACACAGCACCCAUGAGCACGAAUGUCCAGGUGGUGUGGCUCUGUCAACACUGGACCUAAAAACCAGAGAGAUGGAGGGCAAGGUAACGGAAGAAGUUGCAUGCCAUUCUUGUGAGUUGAUGAUUAGACAGGGGAUAAAAAGGCAAGGGAAUAGCCAGUCAGUAGACUUUCAAAUGGAUCAGAUUUUAUGUGGGCUUUUAGAGGAAGCUGUCUGCAGUGUGGAGAUGAUUUACUAGCUUUGAGUUUGAGAUACAUAUAGAUAAAGAUACUGUAUGAGAAAAGUGAGCUGAAGGACUGCAGUAUUGACCAACAUUUAAAGUGGUUAUCUUGUCAUGACUUAGAUUUUCUUUAAGAUGUUUAAUACUAGUAAAGAGAUCAACCAGACAUGGAUAGAGAAUCAAGUAAAACCUGUGAAGGGAAAUGCAAGAAACAUAUACUUACAUUUCCACAUCAUGACGUCCACUCAUCACUAACCACAGGGUGUUGUGGCCAGAGAUUUCUAUGUAGAUGGCAUACAAUAGAGAAAUUUUCGUUUUCUGCUUAGUAAAUUUGUCUUUCAUUGCAAUAAUAUGAACAGGUGUCUGCUUCCAUCAUUCAUAAAAUGUUUCCGAUCACUUUAAUAAUAUUCACAUUUGUAAUUAUGUGUCAUAUAGGGUAAAUAAUCAGUUUUCAACUUGAUGCAAAUAGAUGUGUGACAUUUUACACAAAUAUGAAUAUGAAUCCAUUUAAAGCGUUUAUUAUUAAUGAGAUACCUUGACAGUGUCUAGAGAAGUUAGUAACAGUGGUUGCAACCUCGAUAUUUGAAGCACGUAAAAUGAGGCAGUCACAUUCGAAGUGACUUUAUUCGUAGACGAGAGAGGAUAUCACAAGAUACCGUAGGAUCCAGAUGUACAAGAGUGAGAUAGUAUUGUGCAAAAUAACAAUGACGAUGAUUCAUUUGAUUUUUACUUUCCUUUUGCUGUGUUGACUGGGGUUGCUUGUGUCCCGCAUAAUCCCUCCUCCAAGUACAGAUGCCAUUCAUUGCAGUUUCACUCUCCCGGAGAUCAGCUCUCUAAUCUAGAGGUGGCUCUGGAAACAGACAGCCGAGAAAGUGAACCACAUAACGGCCAUAAACACAAAAACACAAACACAUACCAGUUUCCGUGUGAUUAGCCCGCAAAGCCAGUCAUCUUGCACAUUGUUUUCUGGAGAUUAUGUAGCCAGUUUGUUCCAUAGUUUGAUUUUAUGGAGGAAGAAUACUUAAUAGUAAGAGUG